Ectocarpus siliculosus is the source of this 2556-nucleotide messenger RNA. The record is from the annotation of a GenBank genome assembly. Lineage: Eukaryota; Phaeophyceae; Ectocarpales; Ectocarpaceae.
AUGAUAUUUGGAAACCAGACCCUGCCAACGGACCGCAGCACGCACCCUAAGCCGCCCCCCGUGGCCAGGGGAAUCGACUUGGUUCCGGCCCCAACCACGCCCCCAUCACCGAUUUCGCUGACUGCCCCAAACAAUGCAACGGGAUUCUGCCCGCCGAUGAAACAGGCGGAGAGCAGCCACGGGUCACAGGGCGGUGGCAGCGCACACGGCGGUACGGGAUCUGGACCGUUGGCCCUUUCACCUUCCAUGACCGUCUCCAACAGCACCCGGGGUGUCGAGAGCCUGCAACCGCGGCGGAAAGCACUCAAUGAGGCGAUGAUCGCGGGGAAGAACUAUGGCGGGGUGUACCGCUACGUGGGCCUCGGAGUUUGGUUGUUCAUCUCGACCUUUAUGGUCCUCGACCGCUUCUACUGGAAUGUUUGGCCCAGGCAGACGAUAUGCACCGACGGGUGCGGGGGCGACUUUUUCUGCGAGAUGGACGACGACCCAGGCUGCCUCAAGGAUGGCCCCUGGUCUGCGAAAACGUUCGACGUAAUAGCUCGCAUAAGCGCAAGAUUCAUCAUCUCCACCACCAACUUGAUGUUCAUCACAAUGUGCCACGGCACCUGGAACUACCUUUCGGAAGUACAAGUGCUCCGGCCAUUCCUGUACGCGUGGCGCACCGACAACUUUUGGCUGCACUCCAUCGGAGGCUGGACCAUGGGCAUCUGGACGAUGCUCCACGUGUAUUCUUUGCUCCUGCCUUCAAUUUUUCACGGUUUCAAGAAUGUGGCUGUCGGUGGCCCGGUAGAGCUUCCCCUCCAGGUGAGCCUUGCUGUGAGCAACGUCGACCUGGACAACAAACUCGCCAACUGGGGCUACGAUGACAUCUGGCGUAUCAUCUGGAUGACUCUCAUCUUUUGUGUCCUGACACCGCUGUCGCGCUCGGCCUGGGCGCUCAAGAAGAACUUCACUCUCGCCAUGUGGCUUCACAUUGGCGUGGGGGUAGGAUACUUCUUCGACAAUUGGCGACGCAGGACACAUCCGCACGUCUGGAUUCUAAACACUCCCGUCUUUCUGUGGUACAUCGCGGACAAGGUCUGGUGCUGCACAAGGGGCAGAGUGGACGACCGUGCUGAAACUACGCGCAUCUCUUUGGACGAGGACUACAUGCUACUGCUGUGGCAUGAGGAGCACCCUAAGCGCAUCUGCGACAUAUUCUGGCUGAAGCACAGAGACAGCGAUGGCACAGAGAUGGCGCACCCAUUCACCACGUGCUCGUCCCAUGACACGCCCAACAAGCAAGCUACCGCCUCCGGCACUGCGGCGGUGAAGACCACGAUCGAGGUCCCGACAGACACCAGCGUCCACUGGAAAGGCCACCGGUUCUUGCUCGCCAGCAGCAGCGGUCGGCGGUCCAACGCGACGGACCCCAAUCGCCGUUCGGUGCGAUCCUUCUUCAGCGGCAAGAGCUUCGGGGCGCAAGGCUCGUUUGGCAGGGUGUCAUCGUUCCGCUUCGGGCAAUCCAACCCCAUGCGUGAGGCCCGGCUGGCAUCAUCCCACACGGGUAGCAGCCAGGACGUUGACGUGGACUCUUUCUUCGAAGAGGACGAGAAGGAUGAGCCCGGGGAGACCACGAUGAUUGGGGUGGACGCAAACCCAGACAUUGAUGAGGUCUCCAUCAUGGUGGGAGGGCUGAAGCCGAAGGGUUCCCGCUCGUACAGCCUCCCACGUCUCGGGACGAUUAGCGGAGGAGUGCCAGAGGUCAGCACUACGAACGACGGAAGUGGUGUCAAAUCUGCAAGGCCUGACAAGCCUGUCAAAAAGGAGACCGGUUCCGACGUCGGGGGACCAAACAGAAGGGAGGUGAUCAGGAGACUCAGCACGAAAAAUUUCAUAGAGUACCGCAAGGCCGAGGCCGAGGAAGGGCGGCUGGAAACAGUCGAGGCAGGGUCUUGGAGCAAGAUGGCCAUCGUGAAAGUAAACCGGAGGACGUCCAAAGCCAGCAAGUGCAGCUGCAUGGGGCUCACAUUCAUCUUGAGCAUCUUCCGCGAUCCCGAGACUUCGAGCAUUGCCGACCUGGAGGCCGCCCAGCGGAACGCUCCGCUCCAGCUUCGCACGUACGGCCCCUACCGUUCAGAGUACGGCCGCCUGGCGGAGUUCCCACACCUGCCCCCCCUGCUGAUCGUUGCUACAGGUGCGGGUGCGGCUCUCGUGCUCGACUUCAUUGGGUAUGUUCGGGCCAACAACAUCGUGCCUCUGCGGCCGGUGUCGGUGUGCUAUUCUUCUGCUAGCCUGGCGCUGCUGCAAUUCGUCACCAACACCCUUCUCGCCGAGCGGUCCCCCGGGAUUCACAUCCAGACCGCCCUGACACGUCACGAAGAUCUUGAGAUUGUUGAUUCGGCCAACGGUCCCGAGCCCGAGCUGGUCAUGGGUCGCCUUGACAUCAAGAAAAUCAUCGGCGAAGUUUCCCAAGAAACGGAGGUUUACUUCUGCGGUGGUGGGGGCAUCAACGCACUUCUUCGCGAGACGUGCACUAGGCGUGGCAUCAAGUACGUCGGCAGCUCCGUCCAGUGA